Rotaria sp. Silwood1 is the source of this 1083-nucleotide messenger RNA. NCBI's taxonomy places the organism in Eukaryota, Metazoa, Rotifera, Eurotatoria, Philodinida, Philodinidae. The record is from the annotation of a GenBank genome assembly.
AUGAAUAUAAGUGGUGUAUGUGGUUAUCUCUGGGUAACUUGUUCUGAAUUAAAUGCAUGCGACCGUAAAACUAAUAAUUGUUAUGAACCUGGUCAUGUAUGUGUUGAUCAUCCACGAUGUUUUAGCCAUCCUGUUUGUUAUCCAUUGUCAAAGAGUCAACAACGAUUUUGUCCGCCGAUACCAGGUCUUCCAAAACCUGGUGAUGGUAUUUGUGCAACUGCAACUUGGGCUCAAAAUGGAACUAUUGUUGCUGGUGGUAAUGAUUCAGGAUCUGAGCUUAAUCAGUUAGCGCUUCCUAAUGGAAUUUUCGUUGAUGAUAAUCAAGCAGUUUAUGUAGCAGAUUUUGGAAAUAAUCGUAUAGUCAAAUGGGAUCGAGGAGCUUCAACUGGUCAGCUUGUUGCAGGUGGCAAUGGAGUGGGCCACAAUGAUAAUCAGUUAUAUGAUCCAGAUGAUGUUGCCGUCGAUCGUAAUGGAACAAUGUAUAUUAGUGAUUUUAUGAAUCGUCGUGUCCAACAAUGGUUUCGAAAUGCUCCAAGUGGACGUUCCAUUCUUACAAAUAUAACUGCCACUGGUGUAGCACAAGAUGAAAGAGGAUCAAUUUAUGUAGCUGAUAUGGACAAGGGUGAAUUAAUUAAGUGGAGUACUGGUCAAACGACUGGAAAACUAAUUGCUUCAGGACUUCCUGGUGUUGUAAGACCGUGCACUGAUCGAUGUCCAUCUAUUUAUGCUGCCGAGAUUGUUAAACACCAAGUCCUAAAAAUAGAUCUCGAAACAAAAGAAAUUGUUCGUGUUGCUGGUGGUUCUCCGGGUCAUGGUCUUGACGAAUUAUUAUUUCCAAAUAGUGCUAUUGUUGAUCAAUUGGGUAAUGUCUAUGUGGCUGAUACUGAUAAUCAUCGAAUAGUUCGAUGGGCACCUGGAGCCAGAUCAGGCAGUGUCGUCGUCGGUGGUCGUGGUGCAGGUUCUCAAUUAGAUCAAACUUCGAGACCCAUCGAUUUAUCAUUUGAUCUUGAUGGAAAUCUUUAUGUAGUUGAUGCCAAUUAUCGAGUACUCAAAUUUCUUAUCGAUCGUAGCUCAUGUCAAUGA